AUGCUCUUCAAAUACUUUUCCCUAGCUCUGCUGGCUUCAGCUACACAAGCUAUCCCUGUUGCAGACAUCGAGCAGUCCGAGGAUGAUUUUGUACUCUUCAAACGUGACAGUGUCCUGUCCGCCCGCGACCUCGAGCUUGCUGAUAUCCAUGGUGUUAAUAUGACCGAGAUGUACAAGCACUCCAUGUUUAAGCGCGGUGAUGGGGACCACAUCGUCAUCUGGGUCGCCCGUAGCUUCUUAGAGCAUCAAGAUGGGACCUUGAUGAAACGCCAGCAGGCUCGUCCCGGCAAAAAUGGCAACUACAGGGACAACCGGAUUUCUGACCAUUGCGAUCGCCACAGCAGGCAAAACCACGCAGGACCAAACGGACCCUACUCAGGCGGUGUACAGGCCAUGUAUCGCUGGGCGGAUAGCCACCGCGGUAUCUUUAGUGUCACGACUAGCUGGGAGAACUUGAUGAUUGCUGGGUCAAACACUGGCGCCAAUGCUGUCUAUAAGGCCAAGACUAAGGAUGGUAGAGGCGGCACGAAUAUUGGUACUAUGGACGUACGUAACGAUGCAGACUGGACACAAUACAGGGCCAUUGAGUUUAGUGGCCGAUGGAGGGCUUCUUCCAAGGGAGAAGAGAGUUGUCAGGGUGGUAAACGCAUCUCCUAUGAGAUUGUAAGGAGUGAUUAUCGCGUCUAG
Messenger RNA from Fusarium coffeatum, 687 nucleotides. RefSeq lists its product as uncharacterized. The transcript is spliced from 2 exons. The record is from RefSeq and is a predicted model, not a curated record. NCBI's taxonomy places the organism in Eukaryota, Fungi, Ascomycota, Sordariomycetes, Hypocreales, Nectriaceae. Bases 1 to 687 code for a protein of 228 amino acids.